Molecule: messenger RNA, 4803 nt
Organism: Heterotrigona itama
Lineage: Eukaryota; Metazoa; Arthropoda; Insecta; Hymenoptera; Apidae
Source: the annotation of a GenBank genome assembly
GAUUUGGCGAGUGUGAGUGGAUGGGAGACUGCCGGGGUUGUGACUAGGGUACGCGGAGAGGGCGGAGUGGGCGGCAAUGAUCAGGCGGUGGGCAUAAAGAGGAUAGGAUAAUAUCGGUGCGCGACCUCCGCGGUAGCUUCAAGUUCGCCGCUUUAAUACCGGCAGAUCUACGAUGUAGUUAUGCCGAAGAAAAGUACUAGGCAUGUGAGAGAGCCGGAGUUAACGAGAAGUUCUUAUCAUAAAAGCAAUAAUCUCGAAGCAACAGCAGAACCGAAAACGAAACACUUUCUGAGCGUUCGGAUUGGUCUUACCAACGGUAAACGUUGGCUUUCUCUUAAAAAACGCUUAGGUCUGUCAACGGAUGAAGAUGUUGCAGUCUAUUUGCUGGAUCUUGCCGAAUCUGUCUCCAGACACAACAUUAAGUGCAAUGGAGAAGAGGAAAAGGAAACGGGUCAAGAGAAAAAGAGCAAAACAGAACCGAUGCAAACUGAAGAUUUGAUAGAGGAUACAAGGGAAUUUGUUCGUCGAAGCUUAAGAAAACAAAACAGUAGCACAGUUGCAGAAUCUGAAACACUUGCUGCUGAGGUAACACAAACCAAGUUAUCUAAUGAUGCUGAUGUACAUGUUCGACGUACUUCAAGAUCUAAACAUCAUAAAAAUAAAGCUAAGCAUCAUAAAGAUAAACGGAAAAGGAAAAGGCGUUUUAAAACUGAAAAUAUUGUUUCACUACUAGAAUCUGUUAAACGAUCUUCUAGUGAUAUUACAUCAGGAGAUGAGGAACAAACUUCCUUUAAAAAAGACAACUCUAAAUCAGCCAGUGAAGUAGAGUUGAAGUCGAAUUUAAAAAACAGUCUUCGUAUUAGUACGAAGACAGUUGAAUCUGUUAAGUCAAAGACUGAACAUGUAGAUAGCAUAGAAUUUAUAGAAAAUGUAAAUAUUAAUAAAAAUGUACUUUAUCAUGACAUUGAAGAUGUUGAUAUGGAAAGAAUUAUGAUGGUUAGUGACAAAAAUGAGCAGUCAAGAUCUAAUUGUUUAACAAUAUUAUCAGAUGCUAAGAGUAUCAGUGAAAGUAUGGUAGAACAAAUCUCGAAUGCAACAGAUUUAACAUCUACCAUGACUUCUCACCUAGUGCAACCUAGUGAGACAAAUGAUGAUAAGAACAGUCCAAAUAAUAUACAAUAUAUUGAUACAAAUUCUAACUGUUCAAAUAUCAAUGUAAAUAUAAAUCAAGAAAUAGAAGAUCGAAAAUUAAAAAAGAAACGAAAACGGUUGAAAUAUGAUGCUGAGGAGAAUGAUGAUGAAAAUGCAAAAGAAGAUUCAUCUGAAGACAUUGUAGAUGAUUUCAUACAUAAACAUAGAAGAAAAAGGCACAAACAUACUAAUGAGCAUAAAAAUCGUAAACAUCAUGAUGUACGGAAAGCACCGCAGGAUGGAAUAAUUGUGCAAGAAGAUAAAAAUACUUGUUCUACAAUAAAUGAUACAACUUCAAUUACAAUUGAAAAGCUUCAAAAUGAAACAAACGUUGAGAACCUAAUAUCUGAGCCUCAGAGAUUAGCUAUUAAAAUAAAGCUUUGCCAGGAAUGUAAUAAUCGUCACUUGCAGGAUGCAUGUCCACUAAUAACACCUCUGUAUGCUAUCUCAGAUUCUAUAUCAUAUGAAAGUUGGUUAAAUAAAUACAAAGAAAAUACAGAAGUUUUAAAGGCCACAAAAUCAGAUGAUCCUAUGUCUGAAGGAUAUGGGAAAAUAACAGAAGAUAAUGAGUCAGAUGAUGAAUGCUUACUAACUGAACAAUGUAAAACAAAAAUGAAAACUCAGAAGGAGGAAAAACAAUUAACUGUAGACAUAGAUCGACCAUUGUAUGCUAGGGACUCUUUGCCUGAAUGUUUUGAGUUGAAAAUCACCAAUUCAGAACAUGGACUUGGAAUAUAUGCAAAAAGUUCUGUUCCAAUGCAUGUUAAAUUGGGUCCUCUUAUUGGACAACCAGUUAGGGAAAUGGAUAUUCCUGAUGAUUUUGCCAUGAGACACAUUUGGGAGAUAGAUAAUGAUGGUAAAACUUCUUAUAUAAGCACCACUAAUCCACUAAAAAGUAAUUGGAUCCGUUAUAUUAGACCUGCUGAAACAAAAGAGGAAAGAAGUGUAGCUGUAAUAACAAAACAGGGAGAACUGCAUCUUGUUACUACACAGAAUAUUGUGUCAGGAAUGGAACUGACUUAUUGGGCAGACUCUCAAUCUUCUGCAUGGACACGAAAGAAUAAAGUAGACAAGACAAAUUGUGGAGGGUGUAAUUUGAAUUUUGCCCAUUCAAUAUAUUAUCGGUUACAUUGCUGUAUCUUUCAUGAUACUAACUAUAGUUUAACUAUAAGGAAAUAUCAUUGUAAGGUAUGUGGAGCUGCUGUCUUAGGUAAGGAUAAUAUUAUGAAACAUGCAGCGGAAUUACAUGGAGGUCGAGGUGCAUAUCAGUGUCAAUAUUGCAAAAAAUUCUUUUUACGUUUGAAUUAUCUUGAGAUGCAUCGUACGUAUGGAUGCGCACAAAAUCCACAACGUUCAAGACCAUUGUGUGAUUUUUGUGGCCGUAAAUUUUGUCAGCCACAAAAAUUAAAAGUGCACAUCAAACGAAUGCAUAGUGAUAUGUCUGAGGUGCUCAGAGAGUUUCAGUGUAAAUUAUGCUUGAAACUUUUGGGAUCUCGUGCUGCUCUUCAACGUCAUAUGAAAGAAGUUCACCAUAAAGAUGUAGUUGGUGCCGCAACUUGCGAUCGAUGUGGAAAAAUGUUCCAAAAUAAGAGUAAUCUCAAAAUACAUAUGUUGACACAUAGUGGAGUAAAACCGUUCAAAUGCAAAGAAAAUAGUUGUAAAGCAGCUUUUACGACUAAACAGUGUUUACAAUUUCAUUACAAAAAAGUACAUGGUCUUACAGAAGAAAUGAUGCCAAAAAUCGAAAGAUCUGUUGCUUAUACUUUCGACGCAUAUAGCGGCGGACUUGUUGAAGAUGUUGGCCGUGGAAAAACACCUCGACCUAGUAGAAAAACCUCUCAGAAUGAAAAUGAUAAUAAAAUAUCCGUGAAUAGCCCCAAAAAUGAGUUGAAGAUUGAAACGCCAAGUAUUUCUACACAUUCAAGCAUAAUCGAGUUCGGUACAAGUCCUACAUCCAAGUAUAAAAUUGAGCAUAAUUCCCGAAUUACAUCAUCGUCGCUUCCGAUGAGUGCGUCAAUGCCAAGUGGUCUUGAAUCGACAGUAGAAAGCGUUCGCACAGAAACAGAUUUAUAUAGUACUUCCAGAUUACAAAGUAAAGGAAGCAAAAAAUGGCUUGGUGAAUUCAAUUCUCCAAUUUCUUCAGAUGUAACAGUAGUAUCUAAUACUAUUUCUCAUUUAUCAACAAAUGUCGUUACCGGAAAUACUUACGAGUUUGAGGAUACUCGAAAAGAAAUUGACGAGAAAAUAUCAACAAACAAUAAUAGAACGCAAGACAUUAUGGAAAAUACCAAACUAGGACUUAGUGUCUAUAGAAGAACUGAAAGCGCGAAUGCUAGCUUAUUAGUUGAAGCUGCUCUUGAUGCUGCUGAACGGGAUAUAGGGGCAGUAACUAGUCCAAUAUUGGAUGAUAACGAUCGUGACACAAAUCUUUACUCAAUAUCCAGUCAGUUGCAAUCUCCAUUACCUCAGAGAUCACCGAACCAUUUAGAUUCCUAUAUACAACAACAAGAGGAACUGAUAUCUCCCGCACCUACGCCAGAUAGCCGAAAUACACCACCCACGCAUUUGCAUGUCGAUUAUCAACUGCAUCGACCCGUUGAUUACAUCGGUACAUCAAGAACGCAUAACAUCGAACAAUAUUUACACCAUGAAGAAAUACCACGUGUUGCUUCGCCUAACGGUUACAUACAUAUUCAACAAGAAGAUUUAGUAUCACCUUCAGGAACACCAAAUCCUAGAUAUCAAGAUGUACACCAUCAUCAUCAUCACCAUCAUCACCAUCAUCAUCAUCAGGUAUCUCAGGAUAAUUUGUCUAGUGAUGAAGGCGAUUCAGUUGCACAAAAUCUCAGUCUUUCCGUGAAAGAGAAGACAAUGCAGUUAGAUCUUUCAACAUCAUACAAAUAUGAUUCUCUCGACCAAGAGUUUGCUAGAGAAAGAACUAGUUUCGAGCCUCUUGUUCUGAAUGGAGAACUUCAGGGUUUGGAUAUGUCUGCUAGAGGAUUUCAUCAUAGUUUUGGUGUACAGAUACAAAAUGCAAGGUAUCAUCAUCAUCAUUUAUACGAAAUUGCAGAAAGACAAAGUGUCGAUCUUAGCAGGACUGGAAGCUACUCGAUAUCACCUACUCCACUUUCAGUACCUUCUCAAGUAUCAUCUGGUUCUUCAGUGACUGUAAUUCCUCCACCGCCACCGCUUCCACCGCCACCACCACCACCUCCGCCUCCUCCUCCACCGCCGCCACCACUUCCUUCAGCUCCUCCUCCUCCACCACCACCUCCGCCACCGCCACCACCUGCACCACCUCCUCCACCUUAUCCUCACAGUAAUGUUUUAAGGGUUGUAAGUUUAGAUCUUACUCCUGGUGGACGACACACGGUAGAUCUCACUCUUUCAAGACCACAUCAUUUGCAUGGAUCCGGUGCUCGUGUAAUAACAAGUUCUCAACCUGCAGGUUCCGGCAAUCCACAUAUCGUACCUGACGCGGUCAAUGGACGAAUUUUAUCUUCUCCUCCUCCACCGCCUUCUUUGUCAGGAUAUAAUCCAAGUUAUCCUGUAAGCCCUACUCCGUAUCAUCCACCAAGACCAGGAUACCAUCAUUAUUCCAGUUAUUAUUAA